AUGGCAAAACGAACGUGGUCCGAUUCAAACCCUGCUGGAAUCAACGCUGAUGCGACCGCUCGCCAGCGCGACCAAAUGGUCAUGGAAGAACUUCAUCCGGUCGGCAGAGCAUCUCAGGCAUCAUAUCUACUGAAGCUUCCAUUCCUCAGAUCUCACGCAAGAUCAAGGCAUGUGCAGCGUGUCGGAAACACAAGAUUCUCUGAAUCCGUGGUGCAAGAUCUAGAGCAAAUGCACAACGCUCUACGACAAGUCAUGACCAAACUGAGCCUCCCAGAACUUCCCCCCUUACAGAGCAUCAAUUCUCGAGACGAGGGAACACCACCAAAAGACGACAACCCAUCGAAUACGUCAAAUCAUCUCGCUGUAUCUCAAGACGAAUUCCGAGGCCCCUCAUGCGACAAUUCUCCAAAAGCGACCCCUGAAGAUGAGGGUCUUCCCUACGUCCCCAUCCAUUCUUUGUAUACUCUCACCAAACUAAGUGCCCUUCGAUCCCCCGACAACCCCGAAGCUCAAAGAGGAAAUGUGAUAAACGACUAUUCGAGAAGGGGCUUGAUUGAUGGACGUAUUGUGCGUCUUCCCACUGUUGUGGUGAGACCCGGAAAGCCAUCCGCCGCAGCUUCGAGCUUAGCUUCAGGAAUUGUGAGGGAGUCGUUGCAGGGCAUUCCGAAUACUCUCCCUGUCCCUCGAAGCACACCCAUCUGGAUCUGUAGUCCAGCAAUAGUGGUUAAGAACCUCAUAAUGAUGAAGGAUAUACCCGCUGAGAAAUUCGGACACUCGCGGAUUGUGAAUCUGCCGGGCCGCACGGUUUCUGUUCAGGAUAUUCUGGACGCGGUGGAGAAGGUGGGUGGUAAGGAAGCGCUAGGAUAUGUAAAGGAAGAAGCGGACGAAGCUGCUUACAAGAUUGUAAAAGGCUGGGCUCCUUGGUUUGACGAUAGUAGGGCAAUGAGUCUGGGAUUACAUGCGGAUGGGGAGUUGGUUGAUGCUGUCAAGGCGUUUCAGGAUAGACUCAAGGCGAAAUAA
Messenger RNA from Fusarium graminearum PH-1, 1020 nucleotides. RefSeq lists its product as uncharacterized. The record is from RefSeq and is a predicted model, not a curated record. The coding region runs from base 1 to 1020 and encodes 339 amino acids. The transcript has 3 exons. NCBI's taxonomy places the organism in Eukaryota, Fungi, Ascomycota, Sordariomycetes, Hypocreales, Nectriaceae.